Rhineura floridana is the source of this 4873-nucleotide messenger RNA. RefSeq names its product solute carrier family 39 member 4 (gene SLC39A4). Gene Ontology annotation, cellular component: membrane. The coding region runs from base 393 to 2567 and encodes 724 amino acids. The transcript is spliced from 12 exons. Gene Ontology annotation, biological process: zinc ion import across plasma membrane; intracellular zinc ion homeostasis. The record is from RefSeq and is a predicted model, not a curated record. Gene Ontology annotation, molecular function: zinc ion transmembrane transporter activity. Lineage: Eukaryota; Metazoa; Chordata; Lepidosauria; Squamata; Rhineuridae.
GGGUGAGCUCACGAGGACUGUUGGGCAACAGGCUGGAGCUCACAUGUUUCCUUCCUGGCUGGAAGCUGCCUGCUUCUUCCUGGUGGCCCUCUGUAAGUCACAGGGGCUGCAGCUACAGCUGCUAGCGUUGUCUCUUCUUGCCAAGACCUGCCUCUCUAUCAAGGUGAGGGAUCUGCGGAGCUGGACAGGUUCUGUGGAAUGGUUAACCUGAGGCAAUCUCACCCUGAGCCAAUCAUAGGAGGCGGCAGAGCGGGGCAGCCAAGAGUCUAGAUCACCAAGGCACCUGUCCAAAGCCUUUCCUGGAGAAGCCUCCCUUUCGAGCAGCAGCAGCAGCAGCAACAGCUGUGCCUCUCAAAGCCCCAGGAGGAAUCCUUGCCUUGGCCUCCCCAGUCAUGGCCUUGCUCCCCUGGACAGCCCUCAUUCUCCUCUGCCUGACAAGGGCUGCGAUGCCAGGGAAUGGCACAGAGCCAGCCAGCCUGGAGCCAGCCCUGCUGGAGCUGUGGACUCUCCUGUCCUUGAGCAAAGAAGGCGUCUUGCCCCAAGGCACCGUGGAGUCCCUGUUAAAUAUUGCGGUGGGUCGUGUGCAGUGCCCAGCAGUGCCGUGUGAAAAGUGUCUCUCUGCUCAAGAUAUUUUUGCACUGACAAACAAAACAGCUGGUGAUGUCAACCUCACGUCCUCAGAGCUGCUGCAGUUCUCUGCUGGCCUGGCAUUUUACCUCACUAACCCCACGGCAACCUGCCGGGCAGUGGCAAAUGGGCAAUGGGUUGCCAAGGUCCAUGCUUUUCAGAUGGGAUUCUCAACGGGAAGACCUCUGCAAGAGAAAGUGGCUGAACUGAUGGGGGCCAUCCACAGAAACAUCAAGGACAAUGGAAGGAAGGAGUCCUGUGCUGGGAUGGCCCAGAUCCUUGGGAACAGCAUGCUGAUCUCCAGCCAAGUAACGUCGGAUCCAGCUGGACGAGUGCUCGUGGCCAUCGCCUACCAUGUCCUGAAGGGGGGCUGCUUCCAUGCCCUCCCCCCCGAACACUACUUUGUGGAUUACAUCUUUCAGCACUACGGCAACAAGACCCACAACCUCACACUGGCAGGUUUGACCAGACUAAUGGAGCAGCUUGAGGUAGGUCCCGAGGUAUCGCAUGCAGGGCAUGACCAUGGGGACCCUGCACACGACCACGCUGACGACAGCAAUGCACCUGGCAGCCACCAUGACCACGCGCAGGAUGGUGCUGCACAUGAUCAUCCGGAUGACCACGAUCAUGGUGACCAUGAGGAUCACUUGGAUCAUCACCAUGGCAACGAAACAGAUCACCAUCAUGAUGAUGAAGUGGACCACCACGGAAACCAAACGAAAAACAUUCUGGUCCGCCAAAGGCGAAAUCUGCCUGGCCCAGAAGAACAGGAUGCCCACCAUGACAUCUGGGAUACGGUCUGCCUCAGCCCCAGUGACCUGUUUCAGAUUUAUGGGAUAGACAAUGGCACAGGAAUCUCCCGUCCUGAUUUCUCACGUGUGAGUCCAGCUCUGGUGCAGCAACAGCUUAGCAGGGCCUGCUCUGCCUCCCGGAACACCCCUGUGGAUGGGCGCCUCACCACAGCAGAGAAGUACAUCUACGGCUCACUGGCAACCCUCUUGAUCUGUUUGUGCGCCCUGUUUGGCAUUGUGGUCCUCCUGUGCACGGCUUGCAUCAGUGCCUACCAGUAUGUGAUCCAGCUCUUUGUCAGCCUGGCGGUGGGCUCGCUUACUGGGGACGCCAUGCUGCACCUCAUCCCCACGUUCCUGGGCUUGCAUUCUCACUCCAGUGGCGAGGGCCACUCACAUGACCACCACGGAGCUGAGGGCCACGACUCACUGUGGAAGCUACUGGGCGUGCUGGGGGGAUUCUACCUCUUUUUCCUCCUUGAGAAGUUCUUCAUCAUCCUGGGACACUCGGACUGCGAGGAGUCCAGCAAGGGUCACCAGUGCGACCACGGCAUGUCCCUGCAGCUCUACCAGGACGAGAUGAAGAGGAGGAAACAGGAGAAAGGGGCUUCUCACGCUGAUCUGGUGAGUGCGGAGGAGGCUGAUUUCAGCCAGUUGUGGAAGAAGGAGCAGCGAAGUCGGGAACUGCGGAUGUUGCCAUACAUGAUCACUAUCGGAGAUGCCAUCCACAACUUUGCUGAUGGCCUGGCUGUUGGCGCUGCAUUCUCCUCCUCCUGGAAGACGGGUCUGGCCACCUCGCUGGCGGUCUUGUGCCACGAAUUGCCCCAUGAGCUAGGGGACUUUGCUGCACUGCUUCACGCAGGGCUGAGCGUCAAGCGAGCCUUGCUGCUCAAUUUUGUCAGUGCCCUCACAGCCUUCAUAGGCCUCUACAUCGCGCUGUCUGUGACCACUGGAGAGGAGUUUGAGGCUUGGAUCUUCACCGUGGCCACUGGCCUCUUCCUCUAUGUGGCCCUGUGCGACAUGCUCCCGGCCCUGAUGAACGUGAAGGACAAGCGGCCGUGGCUGCUGUUUGGCCUGCAAAAUGUCGGCCUCUUGGCGGGUUGGGCCAUCUUGCUGCUGCUCUCGCUCUUUGAGGAUAACAUCACACUUUGACCAUAGAUCUCUGCUGACACCUCUUGCUCACCUGGGAGCGUGGCAAGGUCUGGGGCGCCCUUGGCCAGAGACCUGGAGAAAGGGGGGGCUGGGCAGACUGAGGGUCUGGUAUAAUCCUCUGAGGCUGACCUGAGCAUUUCUGAUCAGAGAGAACACUGGGGCAAGCACGUGCAGCCACCCAUCCGCGUAGCACAGCUUUAUUAUAUUUAUUAUAUUUAUUAUGGCCCUUUUCACACAUCCCCCCCCUCCGAACCUUGGGAGACUUCUGCCACGUUUCCUUCCUGCAGUAGCCAGGCUGGUUCAGCUUCCAGCUCAUCUGCAGUGCCCAUGAACCCAGCAGGCGAUUUCCAGACACAGGAACUUUUCCUCUUCCCCUCCAGCCUCUGCCUUUUGGUAGGGAAGCCUCCUUCCUGCCCCUGGCUGCAGCCUCAUUGGGAGUGGAGACUAGUGGCUCUGAUGUCAGUGGGGCACUGAAUCCACUGUGGGUUUUAGUCAGGACUAAAACCUGGAGUGGAUUCACUGCCCAACUGACAUCAGAGGCACCAGUCUCCAGUACUCAUUGGGGCACAAAAGAUUUCCACAUGCUUCUACUUGUUUCUUGGUCAUUACAGCCAUUGAGGAGGCUCAAAUCUCCCUCCGGAGGAAACAGCUGGCAUGGAAGGAUCUUGACAAAAGGCCUUGUGAUCAAGGCUGGCAGCGGACUACAGAGGACCCUUCGCACAGUGCUGCAGAUGGGCUUCCAACCCACCCCCCAACACACACAACUCACCUACCCAAACGUGGCCCUGCAGAGUGCCAGGGUAGCAUUUUAGUGGUGGCCAAGUGGCAGUGCCACUUUUGAAUGUAAGCCAAGGUUGGUUCCCCUCUACAAUGGCUUCCUGCUAUCUUAAUUUACCUGGAGCCAAGCAGAGAAGGCAGUGAGUGGUGAUUUGGUCAGUAAGGAGCCCUUUUGAGCCUUGGGAGCCCUUGGCCAAUGCCCAACUUGGCUGACCUCUGGUGCCGGGCCUGCUUGUCAGGGCCAGUUCAAAAGGGCGGCCAGGUUGGGCACUGGCCCAAGGGCCCCAGAGCUACAGGAGCCCCUGAGGGGCCCUCCGCUCCCCUUCCACAAUUCGUGCCCCCCACGCCCCCCACUUACCUGCCAGCCGGCUUUUUAGCAUUGCCCUUAAUGAAGAUGGCGGCCGUAGCUUCCCUAAGGUACUGAAGCCCCUGCCACCAACUUAGUUGAUGGCAGAGAUGUGCGCACGUAGCACACAUGUGUGCCAUCAACAAAGAUGGUGGCGGAGGCUUCAUUCCCCUUAGGGAAACCGCCGCCAUCUUCAUUAAGGGCAAUGGUAAAGACUAGACAGGUGGGGUAUGUGCAGGGGGGCUGCGUGUGUGCGUGCGUAUGUGUGCGGACACCCACCCACCCACCCACUGGGGGGCAUGGGCAAGCUGAUUCCCAAGGGCCCCCGCAUGCCUGGAGCCAGCCCUGAUGCUUGUGAAUACUGAGGGACAAUUUUAGGAGCAAGGCAGUUUCAUACUCUAGUCCUAACUGGGCGAAUAAAGAAAGGCCCCAAGCAAAGUGCUGAGAGCCUGUGUUUCACAAGCCCAUGAUCUCAGGUUUAAUCCCCAGCAUGUCCAGUUCAAAGAAUCUUAGCUAGCAAGGCCAGGAAAGAAAGACCCCUCCCUAGUUGGGGUCCUGCACAGCCAGCACAACUGACAUCAGACCACCCCCGGCUUGCACAGACUCAUGGUCUAAUCAUUCUGUAGAGGCAGACUGCUUCAUGUAUCUCAGUUUCUGACACAGUCCACUACAUUUGGGGAACAGGCCAAACCACGUGUCCUUUGGGGAAGUACUUGGUCAUCCUCUUUAAAAAAAUCAUCAGUUGCUGAAGAGAGGUGCUGCUGGAUCUCACACUUAAUUUGAAAACAUACACCUUUUGAUUUGAAGGCUCGCUUCCCCCCAGAUUCUGAGGUUGGACUAUAGACAGGCAGUGGUGUAGACUCUGUACAUGCUCUGUGGCACUCCGGAAUGUUUUGUUGUUGCUGAAAAAUUGGUUCUGGCAUCUUGAGCCCAGUUAAGAAGCCUCAGCAAAACACAUGUCUUUGCCCUGUCUCAACAUUAAGAUCCCGCUGAAGAGUUUUUCUGGGAGCCUCCGCUUCUCUUUGCACUCAGGAUCCCGUCUUCAUUGACACACUGUAACUCUCAUACAAGUUGGAUUAGACGGCUGGGUUGCAGAAGUAGGUUUUGUAUCUCUUUUGUGUGGAAUCUAUUAUGUCUCGUCAGCGGUAAAUAAAAAUCGGUGGGUUUUAAGCAUUUCUCAUUC